AUGGAUAAAUUUGUGUUUAUAUCCAAACGUUGUAAUCGUUGUUCGACUUUUUUGUUGCAUGAUUGCUCAUCAAGCUCUUAUUUCGCCAACCCAUACAACACUUUACGGACCGUUUCUGCAACUGCGCAAACAGACGUGGUGAAAGAGAAUUCACGAGCCGGCUCAUUAACACGUUUACAAAAACUUUCAAACGAUUCAGUGCAACAUACUCGUCGGACUAAAAGCGUCGUUGCUCCUUUAACAAAGGACUGA
Thelazia callipaeda (thelaziosis nematode) is the source of this 252-nucleotide messenger RNA. Lineage: Eukaryota; Metazoa; Nematoda; Chromadorea; Rhabditida; Thelaziidae. The record is from the annotation of a GenBank genome assembly.